AUGGCAAGAAGAUAUGAUAGUAGAACAACUACCUUUUCUCCAGAAGGAAGGUUAUAUCAAGUAGAAUAUGCUUUGGAAGCCAUAAAUAAUGCAAGUAUAACAAUUGGUUUAAUAACAAAGGAUGGAGUAAUAUUAGGAGCGGAUAAAGUUUUUAUUUCAAAAUUAAUUGAUAAAGCUAAUAAUUAUGAAAAAAUAUAUAAAAUUGAUAAACACAUAUUUUGUGGUGUAGCAGGUUUGAAUGCUGACGCAAAUAUUUUAAUAAACCAAUCUAGAUUAUAUGCACAAAGAUAUUUAUAUAAUUAUAAUGAAGUACAACCAGUAUCACAAUUAGUAGUUCAAAUAUGUGAUAUCAAGCAAAGUUACACACAAUAUGGUGGAUUAAGACCAUAUGGUGUUAGCUUUUUAAUUGGUGGUUAUGAUACAAAAGAUGGAUACCAACUUUAUCAUACUGAUCCAAGUGGAAAUUAUUCAGGAUGGUUUGCAACAGCUAUUGGUACCAAUAACUUAACAGCUAGUUCUGUUCUUAAACAG
This is a messenger RNA of Plasmodium reichenowi, 531 nucleotides long. RefSeq names its product proteasome subunit alpha type-4, putative. NCBI's taxonomy places the organism in Eukaryota, Apicomplexa, Aconoidasida, Haemosporida, Plasmodiidae. The transcript has a single exon. Gene Ontology annotation, cellular component: cytosol; proteasome core complex, alpha-subunit complex; proteasome core complex. Gene Ontology annotation, biological process: ubiquitin-dependent protein catabolic process. The record is from RefSeq and is a predicted model, not a curated record. The annotation marks the transcript as partial.